UAAAGUCUAUUGUUAGGGCCCGAUAACAUUCAAGUUUGUUUUGUAUUUUCGUUUCUUUGUACCAAUGAGUGCGAGGUAGUAUUUGAGGUGAGAAGAACCGAAAAAGUGUUUGACAGUAUCGGUCUUAUUUGACCCUCUUGGGCUUCUGUCACAACAAUUCUUACAGCUGACUUAGAGCACGUGACUCCCAGGAAGAGAAACACCGAGCACAGACAGAGGAUGGCUGCGAUAAUUAAAGAAACUCAAAGCAUAAAACAAGCAGUGACCCUUAUCAAUGGCAUUGACCCUGGUAAAUUCCCAAGACUGCUUUCCCGCAUCCUUCAGAAGCUUCAUUUAAAGGCAGAACGUUCCUUUAGUGAGGAGGAAGAGGAGAAGCUACAGUCUGCUUUCUCACUGGAAAAACAAGAUAUUCAACUAAUCCUAGAAACUGUGUCGUUUAUUCUAGAACAGGCCGUCUACCACAAUGUAAAGCCAGCUUCUCUCCAGCAACAGUUAGAAAAUGUUCACCUUAACCCUGAGAAGGCAGAGGCCUUUGCCCAGGCAUGGGCCACUACUGGCCAAGAAACUGUUGAGAAAUUCAGACAGAGAAUGUUUGCACCGAAGAAGCUCGAGAGUGUUGGAUGGCAGCUCAGCCUACAAAUGGCACAAUCCACACAAGCCAAAAUGAAGUCACCUUGUGCUGUUUUAGAGCUUGGGGUCCGCAGUGAAGAUUCAGAGAACUCUGAGAAAAUGUUUGUGGAGUUUAGCCAUGAGGAACUUCUUGACUUUUACAACAAGAAUGUGAUUUUAUCUUGCAGCUAGAAACUAUACAAGCACAGCUGGACUCUCUCACAUGAUGUCAUUAAAAUUGAUCUGAGCAAUUAAUUUGUGACUGUGUGAUGUUAUUAAUUGAAGACCUGGAAGAACACAUAUGCUGAAUAUAACCUUUAUCUUAAGAAAUGGAAGUAACAACCUUUAUCAUAGUGUGAGAAUUCAACUGUAGUGUUUCUUCCUUUUUUCAGAUUUUAUCUUCAUUUCUGUCUCAAUGUCAAAACCAAUUCCGUAAUAUUAGGCUGAUUGUGUAGGAUUAUUUAGUCUAAAACCCAAUGUUUUCACCAAUUGCAAACUACUAUACAACACAGAAAAUGUAUUGGAAAUGCGUGUCAUGAUUUCAUGUUUGUAUCUUUUUGUGUGCUAAUGUGGUAUCAGCCCAAACUGUUUUAAGCUGCAUUGAACUGACUGACCCACAAGCUCCUUUCACAUUGACAUUUUCAUACAAGUCACACUUUGUUUUAGAUUUUUUAAAAUAAAUAAAUACUUGAA
Molecule: messenger RNA, 1302 nt
Organism: Acipenser ruthenus (sterlet)
Lineage: Eukaryota; Metazoa; Chordata; Actinopteri; Acipenseriformes; Acipenseridae
Product: COMM domain-containing protein 10-like
Exons: 7
Coding region: 220-801 (193 amino acids)
Source: RefSeq, a predicted model, not a curated record